AUGGCCUUCGCCCUCUCCUCCAAGAGCGUCCUGCGCGCUGCGCCCGCCUCCGGCGCCAGGGCCACCCGUGUGGUGCCCCGCGCGGCUGUUGAGUGGUACGGCCCCGACAGGCCCAAGUUCCUGGGCCCGUUCGAGGGUGAGACCCCCGACUACCUGACUGGCGAGUUCCCCGGUGACUACGGCUGGGACACCGCCGGCCUGUCGGCCGACCCCGCCACCUUCUCCCGCUACAGGGAGGUGGAGCUCAUCCACGCCCGCUGGGCCAUGCUCGGCGCUCUGGGCUGCCUGACCCCCGAGCUGCUGGCCAAGAACGGUGUGCCGUUCGCUGAUGCCGGUGUUUGGUUCAAGGCGGGUGCCGGCAUCUUCGCUGAGGAUGGCCUCAACUACCUGGGCAACCCCAGCCUGGUGCACGCCCAGUCCAUCCUGGCCACCCUGGCUUUCCAGGUUGUGGUGAUGGGCGCCGCUGAGAGCUACCGCUUCAACGGCUCCGCCCCCGGCGGCUUCGCUGAGGGCUCGGACACCCUCUACCCCGGCGGUGCCUUUGACCCCCUGGGCCUGGCCGACGACCCCGACACCUUCGCUGAGCUCAAGGUGAAGGAGAUCAAGAACGGCCGCCUGGCCAUGUUCUCCAUGCUGGGCUUCUUCAUCCAGGCCAUCGUCACCAGCAAGGGCCCCGUUGCCAACCUGGAGGAGCACCUGGCCAACCCCACCGUCAACAACAUCUUCGCCAACGCCCCCCGCCUGGCUUAA
Monoraphidium neglectum is the source of this 750-nucleotide messenger RNA. Its product is annotated as Chlorophyll a-b binding protein of LHCII typeI. Gene Ontology annotation, cellular component: chloroplast thylakoid membrane; plastoglobule; chloroplast envelope. Gene Ontology annotation, biological process: response to light stimulus; photosynthesis, light harvesting in photosystem I. Bases 1 to 750 code for a protein of 249 amino acids. Lineage: Eukaryota; Viridiplantae; Chlorophyta; Chlorophyceae; Sphaeropleales; Selenastraceae. The record is from RefSeq and is a predicted model, not a curated record. The transcript is spliced from 5 exons.